AUGAAUAUAAUUCGAGGCAAUGCCGUGACAGAAUGGCUUGCAAAGGUCGCGUCAGCAGCAAAUCCCAACGACAACGGACCCUUUGCGGGUCAGCCGGUGACUUUCGAAGAGCGCCGCGCAGCCCUAAAAUACACGGGAGUGGAUAGCCUGUAUGGAUUUCCAUUACCAACACAAAGCGACUAUGACUCGGCAUGUAAUUCCCUGGAGAGCACCGGCGAAUCUGUGGCAUCGAACAACAGCAUGGAUUCGCAACCCUUGCCGCCGCACCUCGCUGAGAACGCGACGCCCCUGACCCGAUCGAGAUCCGACGACACACUUCGGGGCGACGACGUCGAAGGCUGCGCCACUAAUGAGAAUGAGGAGAAAACUGGCGCUGCAAAGGCCCACUCCAGUCUUGCCGCUCAGGCCGUCGGAACGCAGGCCGGAGUGCGCAGCCGCGGUGCCCGAGCCGAAACGGGAGAAGCU
This is a messenger RNA of Mesorhabditis spiculigera, 465 nucleotides long. Lineage: Eukaryota; Metazoa; Nematoda; Chromadorea; Rhabditida; Rhabditidae. The record is from the annotation of a GenBank genome assembly.